Synchiropus splendidus (mandarinfish) is the source of this 1969-nucleotide messenger RNA. RefSeq names its product galactosamine (N-acetyl)-6-sulfatase (gene galns). The record is from RefSeq and is a predicted model, not a curated record. The transcript is spliced from 14 exons. Gene Ontology annotation, molecular function: N-acetylgalactosamine-6-sulfatase activity; arylsulfatase activity. Bases 26 to 1591 code for a protein of 521 amino acids. NCBI's taxonomy places the organism in Eukaryota, Metazoa, Chordata, Actinopteri, Syngnathiformes, Callionymidae.
ACUGCACAGCGUCGCAGCACGAGUGAUGUUUACACUAAUUUUAGCUUUUUUAAGUGCAACAAUAUGUUGUUCUUUGACAGCAGGACCAGCGACAACUUCAACUCCGAACAUCAUAAUCAUGCUCAUGGAUGACAUGGGCUGGGGCGAUCUUGGGGUGUUUGGUCAGCCCUCAAGAGAAACCCCAAACCUUGACUCGAUGGCUGCGGAGGGCAUGUUGUUUCCAAACUUCUACACUGCAAACCCUCUCUGUUCUCCAUCUCGAGCUGCGCUUCUCACUGGAAGGCUGCCUGUGAGGAACGGCUUUUAUACAACAAAUGCCCACGCCAGGAAUUCAUACACACCACAGGAGAUUGUUGGAGGCAUCUCCAAGUAUGAAAUUUUAUUGCCAAAGAUGUUGAAGGAGAAAGGCUAUGUCAGCAAGAUUGUUGGCAAAUGGCAUCUUGGCCACAGACCACAGCACCUCCCUCUGGAACACGGUUUCGAUGAAUGGUUUGGUGCACCAAACUGCCACUUUGGACCCUACAGCAGCAGUGACAGACCCAACAUCCCGGUCUACAACAACUCUGAAAUGGUUGGCAGGUUGUUUGAAGAGUUUGCCAUCAACCGUAAGACUGGGGAGUCAAAUCUCACACAGAUCUACUUAAAAGAAGGCCUCGACUUCAUCGUCAGACAGAAUCAAGCCAAAAAUCCCUUCUUCCUAUACUGGGCCGUCGACGCCACUCAUGCUCCCGUAUAUGCUUCGAAGAACUUUCUGGGGAAGAGCCGGCGAGGAAGAUACGGCGAUGCAGUCAUGGAGUUGGAUGACAGUGUCAGACAGAUUUUAUCGUUACUGAAGAACCUCAGGAUCGAUAACAGCACUUUCGUCUUCUUCACGUCAGACAACGGCGCUGCUCUCACAUCGGGCCCAGAUGAAAGUGGCAGCAACGGACCCUUCCUGUGCGGGAAGCAGACCACCUUUGAAGGGGGGAUGAGGGAGCCGGCCAUAGCCUGGUGGCCUGGACACGUGAAAGGAGGCACGGUGAGUUUCCAGUUGGCCUCAGUGAUGGACCUUUUUACCACCAGUCUGGCCCUGGCUGGCAUCAGACCACCCGAUGAUCGAAUUCUGGAUGGUCUGGACCUGACUUCAACUUUGCUCUAUCCCUCCGACACUUUGCAAGACAGGCCGAUCUUCUUCUACCGUGGAAAUGAGAUGAUGGCGGUGCGACUGGGAGAGUACAAGGCCCACUACUGGACCUGGAGCAACUCGUGGAAACAAUUCAAAACGGGAAUUAACUUCUGCCCAGGUCAGGAGGUGCCCAAUGUGACCACUCAUGUCCAACAGGAGCACACCAAGCAGCCGCUCAUUUUCCAUCUGGGACGCGACCCCGGUGAAAAAUUUCCUCUGAGUGUGUUGUCAGAGGAAUACCUGGAGGCUCUGGAGAGGAUCCGCCCAGUCGUGGAGAGCCAUAAGAGGAUGCUGCUGCCAGGGCUUCCCCAGCUCAACGUGUGCGACAGGGCCGUGAUGAACUGGGCUCCAGCUGGCUGUGAGAAGCUGGGAAAGUGUCUCAAAGCUCCACAAUCUGCUCCCUGGAAGUGCGACUGGCCCCACUGAGAACUGCUGCAGCUUCAAUCUGUUUACUGAGGACCGCGAAUGAAGUGUUAUCGGCACCUUUCACUCUGUCUGAAACGCUUGAUUUUAAGAACAUUCCAAACUAAGUAUGUGUUUUUAAAUGCUUUGAAAAUGAGUCCAUUAUGAUGCGGAUAAAGAUUAAAAAGAUUAUUUCUAACAUUAUAUUUGGUUAUUUUUGUUCUCGCUCUCUCUCUCCUCUCACACCACACACAUACACUCGGCACCUUUUAUGUCACUAUAUUCAGAGGAUACGUUUUGAACCCCAAGUCUAUGUCCUACCGCCAUGUGUCCUUACUGCGUGGACACUUCCUGUGUGGGCUUUGUAUGUGGCAGUGUGGUGUCCUCCCCCAGUCCAAAAAU